UUUAAUUGAAUGAGAUAUAUAAUUCAAAAGGAUAACAAUUUUCAAUAGUACGUAUGUAUACAAUUUAUUUUGGAUGCUGUUUAAUCCAAUGGAGGGUGGCGCUUUGGGCAGUCCGGUUUUUGAAGAAAUAUGGCGGAUGUCGAGUUAACGAAAGCAUUAAAAGAUUUGCCAAACCGAGUUCAAACCGCCAGUAAAAACGAGCGGCGAGAGAUUCUACAAAAUGUCGUCAAUGUAUUGUCAAAUCCUGGCAUCAAUGAGAAAAUUGUUAAUGGAAUUUGCAAAACCGUAUCUCUUACUUUACAUCGAUAUAAGGAUACUACUUCCCAAUCUUACGUGAAAAAUUUAAUUGAAGAAUUGUUGAGAAAGCAACCAGCACCUUCAAUAAAGCAUAUGACAAAUGUUGUCAUAGAACAAGCUACAUGGCAUAAAAAUGUAGUUCCUACUCUGAAUACAGCUUUAACGGCGUAUCUUGCAUUAAAGUGGUCAACAUUAAUUGUUCUACACGGAAACAAAAGCAAUUCAGACAUCAAUCCGGAAUUACCAAAACUCAUUGAAGCACAAGCAAAUUUGAGUGCAGCAGCUUUGGCAUCCAUGGAUAAAAAAUUGACGCAGAAAGUAUAUGUUUUAUUAGCGCAUCAAUGGUUGAGUGUUAAAGAUAUUGAUAUUGUGUAUUUAGAGACACUAACAAAAUUGGAAGUUGGAAACGGUGUAAUUGUUCUUGCUAGUUUACUCACUAAGUAUUUAGUUAAUGCAAAGAAAAGUGAAUUAGUGGUGAAACUGAAGACAAACACCAUAGAUGCUUUCAUAAAACUAACUAUUAGUUGUAAGAAAAAACCAGAUCUAUAUGUUGUUCAUAAUGCUAUACCUCUUCUCCGUAGAAUAUCUCAUGACGAGUUUAAAAGUCAACUAUUACCGGCUUUGCAAAAAGCUAUGUUAAGAAAUCCAGAAAUUAUCAUUGAAUCGGUUGGAUAUAUUCUAAGUGGUUUAAGUCUCGAUUUAAGUCAGUAUAGUCAAGAUAUAAGUAAAGGAUUAUUUGCCAAUUUGCAUUCAAAGGAAGAUUUAGUUAGAGAUGAAGCUGUAGGAGCUUGUCGUAGACUUGCUCUUCAAUGUUCAGAUAAUAUUGCUUUGGAAAAUUUAUUGUCAUCCGUAUUUGCUGUAUUUCAUGGAUCAGAAGGAAAACUUACAGUUGCAACUCAUAAAAUUUCCGUCUUACAAGGUGCUGGCAAUCUUAGUUACAAUGCAGCUUCAGGAAGUAGCGUUGAAAAAUUAGCUGAAACAGCUUGUGAACAUUUUAUCAAAGUUCUUGAAACUGAGGUUCAUGAGAAAACUUUAAUUUAUGCUCUUGAAAUGAUGGCCUUGUGGUCCAAUAAAUUUACAAAUAAUGUUCCAAAAUGUGUAAUAGAUGCAUUUAAAAAGGGCAUGAAUGCUAAAACUUCAACUGCGGCAGUGCGUACUGCUUAUAUUAAACUCUUCUUUUCUACUCCAGUAGCUUCUUAUUCUGCAGCAAUAACUCCAUUACUUGUACAAGCAAUAAUAAGAGCUAUGCAACAAUCUGCACAGCCAGCUGCAGUUACAGAGGGUUUAGUGGCUUCUUAUUUGUUACUGAAAUUUGUUCUUGCUAAUCAAGUGGAGAAUGACAAACAAACUGUAUUAUGGAAUGCUAUUGACGAGCAAAUAUUCUUUUCGGAAAAAUUUUUGUCAGCUUGUGGAGAUGAUAUAUUAUAUCACCUCAUGCUGCUUUGUGAAAGACUAAUUACUGAAUUCGGAGAUAGAUUAAAUGAAAAAGCUCUAAACGGUGUACAUAGAGCAAUUGUGGCAUGUGCAACAGCCCCCAAAUAUAAAAUAAGGAAACGUUGUUUUCCAUUAAUUAAAAAAGUUUUAACUGGCUUGAGUACAUAUGAUCCUGCACAAGAACUAUUAAUGGAAUAUAAUAAAUUCUUAGAAAAUGUAAAAAUCAAGUCUGAACAUGAUAAAGAAAAUAAAGAAGAUUCUUCUAGUUGCGAGACAACUGGCAGAUGUCUUGCAGAUGGAUUACUUGCUAUUUGUUCAGGUUCUUUUUUGUUUGAAUUACCUGCUAUGCAAAUGACAAGAGAUGCAUUAAUACCAUCUCAUCAUCCUGCAAUCUAUAAAGCAAUGCCAAACUUAUGGUUCAAAGUUGCAAAGAAUUUUAAUCUUGUUCCAAAAAAUUUUUUAUGUUCAUUUAAUCAUGAAAUUAAAAAAAUACUUGUGCAAAAUUAUAAGCCUGUUGCUAGUUAUGAAAAUGCGUUGACAAAAGUGAUAUCAAUUAUACCAGACAUCAUACUACCUGCAAUAGUGUCAAACAUUACAAAUAAGCUUGAUGAUCCAGAGGUCUUAAAAGUCACUAAAGACGAAUACUUUACUUAUCUUACUCCAGAGGGGGAAUUAUAUGACAAAAGCGUAUUACCAACAAGCGAUGAAAAUGAUAUUCUUAAUUCAAUGAACAUGAAAAGAGAGAGUAAGGUGUAUUCGUUUAAAGAACAGCAAGAAGAAUUGCAACUUAGGCGAGAAUUAUAUGAAAAACGAAAGAAAGAAGGAAAAAUAAAGGAACCUAAAUUAACACCCAAACAAGAAGAAAUCCUUAAGGCACAAAUGGCAAAAGAAAAUGCAAUCCGUAAAAGAUUGACAGAACUGAAACAUAGAAUAAAUAAUGCUGUAUCUCUAAUUAUAUGUUCUAUGCAUGGAAAUGGACAAGAAUUGUCUUUUUAUUUAAAAGAUUUUCUACUUCCGAUUUUGAAAAACUUAAGAUCACCAUUAGCUGCUCCUGCAAUGUGUGAUCUUUAUAUCCGAUUAAAGAGGAUUGUGAAAAUAAAUAAUCCAGUUCUUAGUGAUUUAGUAGCACAUGUUACGUUACGACAAUUACAACCACAAUGUGAUCUGAAUCAAGCUUGGGAAGAGGAAAAUCUUGAUACAGCGGUAAAGAGAACUUUAAAUCUUUUACACACAACAACAAUAAAACAAAAGAAGUUGUUUACAGCUCCGACCUUUUGCUAUGUCUUUCCAUUUAUAAAAAAGACCUUAUUAUCUUAUAAGGACGAUAAUAUGAUUGUUCAAGGAUUACAGAUAAUACAAGAACAUGCUAAACAAAGAGGAAGUUCUGAUUUUAAAGAUAUGAGACAUCCCCAAUUGCUUCCGCGUAAACAUAUGUUUGAUCUAUUAAUAGAAUUAAUGGAAAUCACAAGCGGAAGAGUACAAUCACAUGCAGUUGCAACAUUGCUAGAUGUCGCUCAAUCCGGUAGCGGUCAACCAGGUACUGCAAUAGCAACUAGUGAAGAUAUAGAUUCUUUAAUUGGUGCAUUACAAAAUUCUUUAUCUACAAUAAGAGAUGCAGCAUUAAGAGCAUUAACAGUCGUGAAACAAGCUUUUCCAUCUCAGAAAGAGGAUGCUGACCAACUAUCUCAUCUUGUUAGGAAAAUAUGGAUUGCUAAGUUCGAUGUUUGCGAUGAGAAUAAAAUUCUUGCUAAUGAGUUAUGGAAUGCUGCAGAUUUAGUAAUGCAUACAGAAAUACUUUCUGAUGAACUGAUCCAAGACAUUACACAUCCUGUAGAACCUAUACAGCAAGCAGCUGCUUGUGCUUUGGCGCAGUGUUUAACUGAUGUUCCCCACCUAGUACCAGAAAUUUUGGACAAAUUACUACAGCUGUAUCAAGAAAAGUUAGCCAUGAUUCCACCAAAAUUGAAUGAUUUUGGACGCGUGGUUGAACAGCCGAUUGAUACUUGGGGUCCAAGACGAGGUGUAGCACUUGCAUUGGCUCAAAUGGCAGCUCUUCUCAGUGCUGAUACAGUACUUAAACUUGUGCAAUUUUUCGUCUCUACUGGUUUAGGAGAUAGAAAUCAAACUGUUCGAACAGAAAUGUUAACUGCUGCUGUAGCUGUUGUUGAUCUUCAUGGAAAAGCAAAUAUAACUUCUUUAUUACCGGUUUUUGAAGACUUUAUGGAUAAAGCACCAAAAAUUGGCAGUUUCGAUUCAAUCAAACAAUCUGUAGUUAUUCUUAUGGGGUCACUAGCAAGACACUUGGACAAAGAUGAUUCACGUAUUAAACCAAUAGUUAUGCGUUUAAUCGCGGCUCUUUCCACACCAUCGCAACAAGUGCAGGAAGCAGUAGCCAAUUGUUUACCACAUCUUGUACCUUCUAUUAAGGAAGAUGCACCAAAGAUUGUGGACAAAUUAAUGGACCAAUUGUUAAAAUCAGACAAAUAUGGGGAACGUAAAGGUGCGGCUUACGGUUUAGCAGGUAUAAUCAAGGGUAUGGGGAUACUAGCAUUAAAACAACUUGAUAUUAUGACCACAUUAACUAAUGCCAUUCAGGAUAAGAAAAACUAUAGGCAUCGGGAAGGAGCGUUAUUUGCUUUCGAAAUGUUAUGUACAAUGCUUGGUAGGUUAUUUGAACCAUACAUCGUUCACGUAUUACCACAUUUGUUGCUGUGCUUUGGAGAUUCAAGUCAAUAUGUCAGAGCUGCUACCGAUGAUACAGCUCGUGUAGUUAUGAGUAAAUUAUCUGCACAUGGGGUAAAGCUUGUUUUACCUAGUUUAUUAGCAGCAUUAGAAGAAGAUUCUUGGAGGACUAAAACUGGAUCUGUUGAGUUAUUAGGUGCAAUGGCGUAUUGUGCACCAAAACAGCUUAGUAGUUGUUUGCCAAGUAUAGUUCCAAAGCUAAUCGAAGUACUUAGUGAUUCACAUACAAAAGUUCAAGAGGCUGGUGCAGAAGCUCUUAAAGUUAUUGGAAGUGUAAUUCGUAAUCCAGAGAUUCAAGCUAUUGUACCAGUUUUAUUGAAAGCCUUACAAGAUCCUUCUCAUAAAACAGCUACUUGUCUUCAAACUCUUUUAGAUACUCAGUUCGUACAUUUUAUCGAUGCUCCAUCAUUAGCUCUUAUUAUGCCUGUAGUACAACGAGCAUUUUUGGAUCGUUCAACAGAAACAAGAAAAAUGGCUGCCCAAAUUAUUGGAAAUAUGUAUUCUUUAACCGAUCAAAAAGAUUUAACUCCAUAUUUGCCAACAAUCAUCCCUGGCUUAAAAACGAGUUUAUUAGAUCCUGUACCAGAAGUACGAAGUGUAUCUGCAAGAGCAUUAGGUGCUAUGGUACGAGGAAUGGGUGAAUCUAGCUUUGAAGAUUUACUUCCUUGGUUAAUGCAAACGCUUACAUCUGAAACAAGUAGCGUUGAUCGAUCAGGUGCUGCACAAGGCCUUUCAGAAGUUGUGAGGGGAUUAGGUGUUGAAAAACUUCACAAACUUAUGCCUGAAAUUAUUAGUACUGCCGAAAGAACCGACAUAGCUCCACAUGUUAAGGAUGGUUAUAUUAUGAUGUUUAUUUAUAUGCCAAGUGCAUUUACUACAGAAUUUACACCCUAUAUUGGACAAAUUAUUAAUCCUAUUUUGAAAGCUUUAGCUGAUGAGAAUGAAUACGUUCGUGAAACAGCACUUAGAGCGGGCCAACGUAUCGUUAAUCUUUAUGCUGAUUCUGCUAUUAUGUUGUUAUUACCAGAAUUGGAAAAGAGUCUCUUUGAUGAUAAUUGGCGUAUUAGAUACUCAUCGGUUCAAUUACUUGGUGAUUUGUUAUAUCGAAUUUCUGGAGUUUCGGGGAAGAUGUCAACAGAAACAGCAAGCGAAGAUGAUAAUUUUGGAACUGAACAGUCACAUUAUGCCAUUAUUAACGCACUUGGUGCUGAAAGGCGAAAUCGUGUUUUAGCGGGAUUAUACAUGGGUAGAUCGGAUGUUGCAUUGAUGGUACGCCAAGCUGCUCUUCAUGUAUGGAAAGUUGUUGUAACGAAUACACCGAGAACUUUAAGGGAAAUAUUACCGACAUUGUUUACUUUAUUACUUGGCUGUCUAGCUAGUACAAGUAAUGAUAAAAGACAGGUGGCAGCGAGGACUUUAGGAGAUCUAGUUAGAAAAUUAGGUGAAAGGGUGUUACCAGAAAUCAUACCUAUUUUAGAGAAAGGUUUACAAAGUGAUCAGGCUGAUCAACGUCAAGGUGUAUGCAUUGGAUUAUCAGAAAUUAUGACAAGUACAAAUAAAGACAUGGUGAUAACCUUUGUAGUCAGUUUAGUUCCAACAGUGAGGAAAGCAUUGUGUGAUCCAUUACCAGAAGUUCGACAGGCAGCAGCAAAAACCUUUGACGGUUUGCAUUCAACUGUAGGAGUUAGAGCAUUAGAUGAUAUAUUACCAGCAAUGUUAACGCAAUUAAAUUCACCGGAUCCAGCAGAAGCAGAGAAUACCUUAGAUGGUUUACGCCAAGUAAUGGCAAUCAAAUCUCGUGUUGUUUUACCAUAUUUAGUACCUCAAUUGACAACUCCCCCUGUCAAUACAAAAGCGUUAUCAAUCUUGGCUAGCGUAGCAGGCGAAGCAUUAACAAGGUUUCUUCACAAAAUUCUACCAGCGCUAUUAACUGCUCUCUCUAGUGCUCAGGGCACACCGAAUGAAGUUCAAGAAUUAGAAUAUUGCCAAGCAGUGAUCCUAUCUGUUACCGAUGAAGUUGGUAUUAGAACAGUCAUGGAUCAGCUCAUGGAAGCUACAAGAGCGGAUGAUCCAUCUAGACGACGAAGCGCUGCAACCUUGUUAUGUGCCUUUUGUCGUGAUACACGUGCAGAUUAUAGUCAAUAUGUUCCACAAUUAUUACGAGGUCUCAUUCACUUAUUUACAGACAGUGAUAAGGAUGUACUACAGAUGAGUUGGGAAGCUCUUACAGCAGUUACUAAGACUUUGGCAUCUGAUCAACAAAUUGCUCAUGUGCAAGAUAUUAGACAAGCUGUUCGGUUUGCAGUGUCUGAUUUAAAGGGACAAGAAUUAUUGCCAGGAUUUUGUUUGCCGAAAGGAAUUACUCCCAUUCUUCCGAUAUUCAGAGAAGCUAUAUUAAAUGGUUUACCAGAAGCAAAAGAACAAGCAGCUCAAGGACUUGGAGAAGUUAUAAAAUUAACUAGCGCCUCAGCGUUACAACCAAGUGUUGUACAUAUUACAGGGCCAUUAAUUCGUAUUCUCGGCGAUCGCUUUAAUUGGAGUGUUAAAGCAGCAGUUUUAGAAACACUUGCAAUCUUGCUCGGCAAGGUUGGAGUAAUGUUAAAGCAAUUUUUACCACAAUUACAAACCACUUUCUUGAGAGCAUUGAAUGACAGUAAUAGACAAGUGAGAUUAAAAGCUGCUUAUGCUUUAAGUAAUCUCAUUGUAAUUCAUACUCGUGUUGACCCAUUGUUCACAGAACUUCAUACUGGCAUUAAAACUGGAGAUGAUCCAGCUAUUAGAGAAACAAUGUUACAAGCUUUAAGAGGUGUGCUUACGCCUGCUGGUGACAAAAUGACAGAACCAAUGAAGAAACAAGUGUUUGUUACUUUAAGUAGUAUGCUUGGACAUCCAGAAGAUGUUACAAGGAACGCCGUAGCCGGUUGUUUUGGGGCGUUGAUACGAUGGCUUAGUCUAGACCAACUCAAUAUUGCUCUUAACGAAGAUCUGUUAUGUAGUGAUACCAGUGUCGAUUGGAUGCUUAGACACGGACGUUCUGCAGCAUUAUUUGUUGCAUUAAAGGAAUCUCCAACAACUAUCUACAACAGUAAAGAGAAAGAUCGUGUUUGUGCAGUAAUACUUUCGUAUUUAAGUGCAGAUCGAGUUCAAAUAGUCAUGAACGGUGUACGAGCUUGUGGUUAUCUGUUUCAAUAUCUUAUGAACGAACGACAACCUAUACCUCAACAAAUUUUAUCUCCUUUCGUGCGAUCAAUGAAUAACAAUAGUAACGACGUAAAACAAUUAUUAGCUAAGGUAUGCAUUCAUUUGGCUCGUAACAUACCACCUGAGAAGAUGUCACCAGAAUUACUUAAAUCGCUUUUACCUAUGUUGGUAAAUGGAACAAAAGAGAAAAAUGGUUACGUGAAAGCCAACAGUGAACUUGCUCUUAUAGCAGUACUUAGAUUGAGGCAAGGGGAAGAAGAACAUCAGCGUUGCAUGGCCUUUUUGGAUGCCGGUGCAAGGGAAUCAUUGUCAGAUGUAGUCAGCAAAGUGUUGCGCAAAGUUUUAUCGCAGCCUGAAGGCAAAAUAGAAGAAUUGGACGAUACAUUACUCACGUGAGAGAUAUUGUAUGUUCCGGGGCUCAUUGCGCUCUACAUCCAUUUUUAUAGUCGUAUUAUUAAUAAUUACUCCAAUGAUUUUUAUAAAAUGAUUUACUGUUCGUGUACUAGUUACAUUAUAAAGACGUUAGUUCGUUCCAUAUUGUAUCUCGAUAAUCAAUUAAACAAAGUAAAACGUAACAGUCACUCGAUGGUAUUCAAGUUACUUAAAUUAAGGUGUCCUGUUUACCGAGCGAUUCGCAUACAUGUUGUAGAUAUUUCUACGAAAAAUGUUUUCUACUGUCAAUUUAUUAAUCCGUUUCUUUAUAUUUUAAUUAUUAGUGAAUCGUAUUUGUCUCCAGGAUACAUAUUUGUAAAUGAAUCGAUAGAAAGUGACAUAAAAUAUAUCGAAUUUGAACAGGAGAAUAGUGAAAAUGAUUUAAAAUACGAAUUAUAUAUUGAUCGCGUUGUAGAUUCACGCUUUACCUUCUUAAUUUAUGUUAUGUUGUACACUUUGUUAUGUUCUGUUAAUGUUAUAACUAAAAGUAGAUUAUUUUACUUGUGCGAGAAGCUAAAAAAUUGUUUUUAAACGGAAGUGCAUGGCUAUUUCAUUCUUUUUCCACGAAUUUUUCCAUUUUAUAUUUCCACGAAUAUAUAUAAUAUUUGAAUGUCGGUAAACCGAGUAAAAUGUUUACUUGCUAUCGAGGAUUUGAACAGUGUCCCGCUUUUAUUGUCAUAGAAGCGUGUUUUGCUGUCCUGUAUUGUAGUUAUAUAAAUCGGCAUAUAGUCUAUAUUUUAGAAUUACUUAUAGAAAUUGUUGAGCCGGCUUAAGCCGUACCGUAACACGACACGAUACUUGUAAAUCUAUCAGUAGAAAGUCUUCGUCUUCUAAUGUAUUCUAUUUUCGACAAUUUUCGAUUUGUCUAUGAUUACAUUAAUUACAUUACCCACAAUUCGGGAACAUACAUAUUCUGUAUAUACGUCCUAUGAUACGUUACAAUAUGGCGAACAAAUGUGGGACUUCGUAUAACAUUUAUUUUUAUAAUAUCAAAUCAAACGUUCAUCCUUCGUUCAUCUACAAUUUGUGCGUGUUAGAAUAUUUUACUUUGGUAGAAAAUGAAAUAAAAUUCCUCCGUUAAAUUGCUUACGUGUAGUUUUAGACGGUAUUUUUGUAGCACGGAUUUUAAUAAAUAUCCGAAAGAAUCAAAUUUUACAUGUUAAUGAAAUUUUAAUAUAUAUUAGAUAUCUUAUUAGAGUAAAUAUCACGGAAGACGAAGAUAAGAAAAUAUGAUAAUGAUAACGUAAUGGAUCAAAAGUAACGCGUAUACAUUGCAUUUUAGACGGAAACAUUAGUGUAAGUCAGCGACUUGAUCGCACACUGUCGUUUCUCUAACUUCCUGAGCCCUGGGACUUUUAUGAAAGCAUAUUUGGAUUAUAUAUACAUGUAUAGAAGGAAGAAAAUCGAUUGAGUUCCAUCACAUUAUUAUACGACAAUGCGUAAUAACGGAUUCGCUUGUUCCGAUAACACCGACAAUUUCGUUAUUGCUCGCUCAAGACUGAAUCGUUCCAUCCGUGGCUUCAAGAAAAGCCAACUGCUCUUCUGUUCUUUUCAAUCCUAUAAUGUUUCAUGAAUCACAAUCUUUUAUCUGUACCUGUUUCAAAGAUGAACGUAUUCGCGUGUUUCAUACUUGCGCGUUUAAUUAUUUUCAUGAUUGGACGAAUCGAAUGCCAUUCAUUUCAUUAUUUUUUAUUACUUAAGUUUGUUUUGUUCUAUUUCAGACAUCCAAUGCAUCUACGCAUAUACUGUGUUUCCUAAUAUCUAGAACCCUCGUUCGUUCGAUUGAUUUUAUUUAUUUCUUUUAACAUUCGAAUAUUUUGUUUGCAGUAUUUCAUUGAGAUACUAUGCUGCAAAAGAUUGUAUGCUUUUUUACAUUAACAAAAUGACCUUAUAUGGAAAAAAUUUAUUUAUCGUGCUCAAUUAAUGAUUUUACAAUUGUUAAUUAUGUAUGCACAGAUGUACGUGAUACAAAUAGAACGAUACGUUCAAAAAGCAAUAUUUCUUCAUUUAUGCUGUCAUUAAAAACUGGAAGAACAUUGGCUAUAAUAGAUCGUUCUUAUUAAUAUCAUGUCUAAAUUAUUAUAUUAAUCGAUUUUGAUAUCUAAAGUAUUAUGCUGAUAUGUUUUUCUAUACUUUGCCUUCUUGUUAUCUAAAAAUGUACCGACGUGCCAAUGAAAUUCUAGUUUAAUAAUCGAUAUAAUAUUCUAUUAUUUCUUAAAACCUAAUUUUUAAUUGUAAUUUUCCAUGCUAUGAGUAUGUUCCUAAAACUAAGUAAGAUACAGUAGAAACUGUUCAAUCUUAUUUAACAUAAUAUUGACGAUUUUGAACGAUCAAUGUGAAACAAAUGAGAAAUAGGAUAAGAUUUGCACGCGACAGAAGUGAAAUUAGAUUUUUGUACUAUUAUUUUAUCGAAUUAUAUUAGGGUUCUUUCUUUGUUCUUGAAAUCUUGAUCGGAGACAGUUCGCUAAUUCUAGAACCGUCUCUUUUUAGUAAAUUAUUGGCUUUUAACGAUAGGGUUUCCUCCUCGAUGUUCUUUGUAUGCAACAUUCUCAGAGUCUUCUUUCUUAAAGAAAGUAACUCCUUUGCUGCCUCUAGUAUUAUUUCAUAAAAUUCGAGAAAUGUCAGCUGUAACAUUAAAUUUCUAUACUGUAAAUUAUGCCAUAAAAAAAAAUACCGUAUACGAUGUGUCUGUAAAAUAUAUUAUGCAUUUAAGCGAGAGAUAAUUAAGUUAGGGAAGAUGCAAUUUUUGUAAUAUCUGUAAAUAACCAUUGAUUAAAAUAUUAGUCACAUGUUAAAUUAAAUUAAAUAUGAUAUUCAAUAUUGCUUUAUGAUAUUCAUAUAUAUUGAUGUAAUAAACGCAUUUCAAUCUAUGCUACUUAUAAUGUUUUAUGCUUUUUAUAUAUAUAAUCGAUGAUAAUUCUAUAAUUAUAUACUUGAUACUUAAAUAAUCGAUGAAACCCAGUCUGACAUAAUUUGCAUUUUAUAUUACUGUUCAUAUUGUUUGUUAAUUUACCUACUUUCAAUUUCAGUUUUAUAAUCUUUUUAAUACGUAUCACGUAGUACGAAUAAAAUAAAAAUUGCAUAAUAAUAAUAGUGAUAACAAUCAUAACCAUUAAUAAAGUUAUCUAUGUCGAGCGAUAUUAGUAGUUAUCGACAUUAUGCAAUUUUACGUGCGAGCAACAUACAAGACUAAUCGCAAGUAAUUAUGUAUAGAGACGACCUGACUGCUGCCAUAUCUUUCAUUUGUUUCAUAUAACGCGUUUCACUAAGAAUUUGUGUUUAUAUAUGUAAACCGGUGCGUCAAAAUCUGAUAAUAGUAAUAUAAUAGCAUAGCAACGUCGUUUAAAUAUUAUGAUGUUAAAAAUGGAAGAGACACCGAAGCAAAUCAAGUAUAAUCAAAUAACAACCAGAUCGUUCUAUCAACAGAUUAUCUUUAAAAAGGUUUAUUGAAUUUCAUUUGUAUCAAAUAUAUCAAAAUUUGAAUUACGAUAAUAUACCUUAUAAUCCAUGUUUAUAAUUACACCACUACUUGCAUCUUUUAUUCCAGGACAUAUUAGCAUCAUAAUUUCUAUCAUUUUUCUAGUCCCUAUUUGUGUAAAGACCAACAAUCCGUUAGCUGUAAUACGAAUAACGUUCUUAACGCAAACGAAGCAUGUACGAUAAUUUUUAUAAAAUGUGCUAUACCCACUGCUACAUAAAUUAUUUGCAUUUCUUCUUGAUAUAUUAAUCGUACGAUCGGGUGACGAAAAGAUUUCGUCAAGUUUCAGUAAGUAGCUGACUUUUUCGCCUAUCGUCACAGAAUUAAUUCCAUCCGGAAAAUUUUCCACAGCUUCGGCAGUAGUCGAAGAAAGCAUUGGAUCUGCCCUGUCUGCAUCAUUAAAAUAUUCAUACGCUUCAAUGUAAAGAUACCAUUGCUCUAGGAACUGUACGCGCAAUGUGAAAUAUACCAACAUAGAUGUUUACUAUUAAUAAAGUACUGUAACGUUGUA
This is a messenger RNA of Bombus impatiens (common eastern bumble bee), 12095 nucleotides long. RefSeq names its product eIF-2-alpha kinase activator GCN1 (gene l(3)80Fj). The transcript has 13 exons. Gene Ontology annotation, cellular component: cytosol. Lineage: Eukaryota; Metazoa; Arthropoda; Insecta; Hymenoptera; Apidae. Gene Ontology annotation, biological process: regulation of translation; cellular response to amino acid starvation. The record is from RefSeq and is a predicted model, not a curated record. Bases 130 to 8070 code for a protein of 2646 amino acids. Gene Ontology annotation, molecular function: protein kinase regulator activity.